This is a messenger RNA of Corylus avellana, 494 nucleotides long. Lineage: Eukaryota; Viridiplantae; Streptophyta; Magnoliopsida; Fagales; Betulaceae. The record is from RefSeq and is a predicted model, not a curated record.
GGACCGGAAUUACUGCAUUUUGUCCGAAAUCCGACCGAUAACCGUCGGGUGAGCCGAACCCGGACCGAUUUGGGAAUCUCGUCGAAUUGAUUUGUUUUAGAUGAAGCUGCUAACUCACAACAUGCUCUCCUCGAACAUCAAAGGCGCGGCCAACGGCUUCCCUCUCCGCAUUGAGGUGGAGAAGGCAACAGAGAAGCAAGUGGAGUUAAACGCCGGCUUCCUCCGAAACGUGUUCCCCAUAAUCGAGUGGAAGGCCCUCGUAGAUGCUGCCCAGCUCCCUGAGGUGGCCGACUCGUCCAUGCUCGACUCCGACAACUUCUUGAACAAGUUCCACAACGCCCUUCUGGAGCUCCACCUUGAGAAGGACGCGCUCGUUUGUCCCGAGACCGCUCGGCGCUUCCCGGUCAGUCAAGGAAUUCCCAAUAUGCUGCUUCUUGAAGACGAGGUCUGAAUCUGGUAAGGUUACUUAAUUAAGAGACUUUUGUUUCCUCUUC